This is a messenger RNA of Dermacentor andersoni, 9012 nucleotides long. It is a transcript of the gene GTPBP1, whose product is annotated as GTP-binding protein 1. NCBI's taxonomy places the organism in Eukaryota, Metazoa, Arthropoda, Arachnida, Ixodida, Ixodidae. Gene Ontology annotation, biological process: translational elongation. The record is from RefSeq and is a predicted model, not a curated record. Gene Ontology annotation, molecular function: translation elongation factor activity; GTP binding; GTPase activity.
UCCGAGGUUCCAUAGGUGCGCGCUUUCGCACACUGCGCUGAACGUGUGGCGGUGACGUUGAGCGGUGUUGUCCGAGCAAGUAUUUUGCUUUUUUUUAAGAGAAACUAGGAAAGCACGUUUUCAUCUGGACGGCAGCACUGUAAACACGUCGGUCAUCCGAUCAGCCAUGGCUUUAUCUUUACGGGCCUUCGCUUUAUAAAGCUGUGUGCGCGGUUUUCGAGUGUUUACGUGUGAAAAAAAAAAGUGCGUGCACACCUCCCUCCUGUGCUGUGGUGUUGGACAGCGUUUCCCGAGAUGUCUGCGAUCGUGGAUCAGACGCCCAACACGGCCAAAUCUGUGAUUGAUCUCUUCGCGCCAAACCAUGUUCCGGUAACGGGCGAAGACAAGAUAGACUGCGAUGGACUCAACGAGAAGACGGUCCUCGUGAGUCCAUCCGAAGAGCAGUACGAUGCUCUGCAGAGGCAGCUGUCGCAGCGGUUACGAAAAGGACAUGGUGAAGUCAUCUACGAGAUUGGGACUGGAGGUCAAGGCGAUGCUGGGCUCACAGCUGAGGAGAUGGAUGCCUCAGUGGCAACAUUACAAAGUAUGGCGUCAACAAUGGAGUGUGACUGUGUGCGGCUGCGAGAGCGAAAAACUGCCGAUGGGCUGAUUGCCGAGUAUCUGGUUCGGCGACGGGCCAAGGAGAAUGACUUUGUGGAAGUCAGGGUGGCCGUGGUGGGCAACGUCGACGCCGGCAAGAGCACUCUGCUGGGCGUGCUCACCCACGGCGAGCUGGACAAUGGCCGUGGCUUGGCUCGGCAGCGGCUGUUUCGGCACAAGCACGAGGCCGAGUCCGGCCGCACCUCGUCCGUGGGCAACGACAUCUUGGGUUUCGACUCGCGGGGCAAUGUCGUAAACCAGCCCGACCCGCACGGGGGCCAGCUUGACUGGAUGCGCAUCUGCGAGCAGUCCUCGAAGGUGAUCACGUUCAUCGACUUGGCAGGCCAUGAGCGCUACUUGAAGACCACCAUCUUUGGCAUGACAGGGCAUGCCCCCGACUUCACCAUGCUCAUGGUGGGUGCUAAUGCAGGUGUGGUUGGCAUGACCAAGGAGCACCUGGGCCUGGCCCUAGCGCUGAGUGUUCCUGUGUUCGUCGUGGUCACUAAGAUGGACAUGUGCCCAGCCAAUGUUCUGCAAGACACCAUGCGCCUGCUCGUGCGAAUUCUUAAGUCGCCGGGCUGCCGCAAGAUCCCCGUCGUGGUCCACUCAGCCGAUGAUGUGGUUGUCUGCGCCACCAAUUUUGUCUCUGAAAGGCUGUGCCCCAUAUUCCAAGUUUCCAACGUGACGGGUGAGAACCUGCUGCUGCUCAAGAUGUUCCUGAAUCUGCUUUCCACACGCAUGCCCAACCUGGACUCUGAGCCAGCAGAGUUCCAAGUAGACGACACCUACUCGGUCCCCGGUGUGGGCACAGUGGUGUCGGGCACCACGCUCAAGGGCGUCAUUCGGCUGAACGAGGUGCUCCUGCUCGGACCGGACCCACUGGGCCACUUUCAGCCUGUGGCGGUCAAGUCCAUACACCGGAAGCGGAUGCCCGUCAAGGAGGUGCACAGUGGUCAGACAGCCUCCUUUGCACUGAAGAAGCAAGUGAAGCGCUCGGACAUCCGCAAGGGCAUGGUGCUGGUGUCGCCCAAGCUGGAGCCCAAGUCGUGCUGGGAGUUCGAGGGCGAGAUCCUGGUGCUGCACCACCCGACCACCAUCAGCCCUCGCUACCAGGCCAUGGUUCAUUGCGGCAGCAUCCGGCAGACGGCCUCCAUCCUGACCAUGUCAACCGACUGCCUGCGCACGGGCGACAAGGCGCUGGUGCGGUUCCGCUUCAUCAAAAACCCAGAGUACCUGCGUCCAGGCAUGCGCCUGGUGUUCCGCGAGGGACGCACCAAGGCUGUGGGGAACGUGCUGCGCCUGUUCCCACCUGUGCCCGGGGGCGGGCACUACCACGGGGUCACCAAGGUGGCCAGCAAACCGCAACAGCAGGCCAGGAGCAACAGCACACCGUCCACCUCUGAGAACAACGGCGACGUCUUGCCAGUUGAACACCAAACAGCGGAUACCACAUCAUCCGGGAGCUUAUCAACAGCAGUGCCCAGGGCCGAGAACGAACCGCAGAAAGCCAGCAAACGCAACCGCGGCCGUUACCGAGGUCCCCGAAUGGCCCCAGUCAUCUAGGCGCCUUGUGUUUUGUAGAGUGUGUUUUUAAGACCCAGAUAUUAUGUUACAUCACCCGACAAGGAUCUUUGUAGUGCGUACUUAAAGCCAGCGUGCACGCCCACAUUCUCUGCCACUCUUAACCCCGACUCCUCGUGCCCAACUUGGGCAUCUCAUUGGUGGAUCCUUGGUGCUGUCUUUAUACCCCCGGUGUUCUUAAAUUUUUUUUUCUUUUCCCGUCGCUUCAUUGUCUGUGCCCGUGUGUCUAAUAGGACUCGCUUGCCAAGCAUCUGUUCCCAUUCCUUGUAUGUCAAAAGGACUCGCUUGCCAAGCAAAAGUUUUACCCAUAUGUGUUCAGAACAACCUUACCCUGAACUAACUUGCAAGAGCGAAUUCGGCUUUGAAAAUUUUGCUCACGAGCUUGUUAGCUUUGUCACUUAGCUCCUCAUUUUCUCUCUUGUCAUGGACAGUACAGCCAUUGUGCUUUUUUUGUUGUUCAGGAAUUUCAUUUCUCACACAAUGCGACCUUAUUGUUUUGCCCUUGUGUAAUGCCCAUUGACUUUGACCGUUCCUUUUCUUCUUUUUGACAGCUUUAGGCUCGUUAAGCUUGCGUUGUUGCUAUAAUGACUAGUUUGUUUGGCCAUGAUGUAACUUCUAACGUUUGUCUACUUCUUCUUGCUGGUUCUACUCUGGCGAUUACUAUUGAAACACGGCACACUUUAGUGCCACCAAUGUCCUCUACUUGCACGUUGUUCAAAUUAAGAUUUGCGUGACGUACGCUACAAGUUUAAGUAUUUAACCGACGCUUGGCUCAAAUUGGGUUUAUAACAUUCUGCCAACUUUUGUGAUGUUGACUAACGCGAACAAAUGAAGGCUGCAAUGAGUCAGAUUCUUAGAGGGAAUCAGCUGGUCUUGCACAGGAUAACAUUCGAUUAUCUUUUGAUGCUCUGAAGAGUUUACCUAUAUAAACUCAAUGAUGACAUGUGUAGGAAAGAGGAAAAGGACGAAAAAAAACAACUUAGGGGAAGCUUUACGCGGUUGGGCUUUACAAGGCACCCUCCUAUGACUUCGUUGUCGUCGUGUGUUCAAUUGCCAAAUGCAAACAUGGGGUUGAAUCCUGGGUACAGUGCACAAUAAGUUGCUUUGUUCAUCGUAGGUUUAAGUACUGCUGGCCGCUUCUUCGAGGCCAUGCCACUCUCUUUUCUGCUCGCCACAUUUAAGGACUUUAUUUCUCUCGUCCUUGAUACGCAAGAACAUUGUUGACAUUGCAACAGCAAUACUCACUCCAAAGUAUUCGCAUGGUUAAUUUCGCGUUGCAUCUUCCGAGCGGUGUGACAGACAAGCAGGCGACAAACCCAACGUGACUGUGACAAGCAGCAGCUGCGUCCUACGAUUACUUUUUUAAUGACAAGGCUUCAAGGUUGUCCAUAUGACACUUCCUCCACGUUGAUGAUGGCACUGCUGCAGUCACAGGGCAUAAACAAUGAUUCUACAGACUUUGUGGUAUCAGCAUAGGUAUUCAUUUCAGUCCGAGAACCUAAUAGUAUAUGCAGCCAACAUCACAUUUUUUAGACUCCGUAGAGACCGCAAGAGCGGUCCAGAAACCAGGCAGUCAAAAAAAAAAAAAAAGCAUGUCUUUAACUGCCCUUUAAGAGCUCAAAUCGCCACAGCCACGCCCGAAAUAGCUUUACCUGCCAGUACACAUACUAGGUGUCUUGGUGCUCGUACUGCGACAGGACAUGGCGGGGGUGUGUGUGUAUAAUUAAGGAACACAUUUUAUGUCCAGUGACAGUGGCUAGCCCCCUUGCACGCUUGGUAUGCUUGCAUGCUUCACUGCAAUACUGCAUAUGCUUGAUCACAUGACACUGCUGUAUUGCGAAGCUGACUUUCAGGAGCCGGUAUUAUGCAACGUUUUAGGCCUUCUCUGCGCCUCAACGACAUCAGCGAAGAUGUCAGCGCCCUUGCCAACAGCGGCAAAUCCUUUGAAUGAAAAACAUGGCACUGAACAGCAGGAACUUUGAUAACAAAGUGUCGAAGCACCUAGGCCUAGAAACGGCACAAAAUGGCUACUGCCAGCAGAUUGGCGCAGGAGAGCGCUGGUUCAAGGCGGCGAGAUAAUCAAAAUGGCAGCGGCUUCAAUUAAUGCCGUUUCAGACCUGCAGUCAUGGUAAAAGGUCUGAAAAAUUUGACAGUGAGGACGUCCAUAUAUAUUGGCUAUAUGCGGUAUGCGGCAGUGUUGCAAAGACAUCUGAAUUAUCGGGCAUGUCCGAAAAAUCAGUCAACUGUUUAAAAUAAUGUGUAGCUGUGAAAAAGGCAUAUUGGAGGCAUAGAGAAGUUGGGAGUGAUUCAUUGUGAGUUAAUUCCUUGAGCCUAUAACGUAACGUACUUGUACUGCUGGGUGGUGUCUUUCGAAGGUAUAAUUGGAGGUCUGUUGAUGGUCCGUAUUUUUUGCUUUGGACAACGUAAUGGUUACGAAAAAGAGAAUGCUUUAUUGGAAUCGUUAUAGGCAUAAUUUGCAUUAUACUAAAAAGUUGUAUCUGUGCAGUAAGGUUGACAUUUGGAUGAGUUGGUAUGGAUUUGUGAGUUGGAAUAUCGUGAUGGAUGAUAAUGAAGGAAAGGAGAGGACACAUUCAGUGCUUACUUGCUACAUCUGUUCAAGUGGAAUAUGGUUUUUAACCCUUUAACUCCCAAAUUAUUUCCGAAAAAACAUACUGAAUUUCCCACAUUUCUUAUGUAGUCAUAAUUUUUUCUAUGUCGUUCUGAUUUUGCAAAUAUAUUGAUUCUUGAUUUCAUGUUCUUUCUGACCUUCCACUGCUCUCUAGCGCUGAAAAUUGAAAGUAAUGCCGAUCACUGACCGUGAGCAAUAUUGCAACAACCUCCCUUGACGAGCAUAGCUCAGAAUUGCGAGUUGAAGGGUUAAGUACAGAUAAAAUACAAACUAGUAUUGUUGCUGUCUGGCUUGGUGCUUGCAUAGUUUAUGUUUCAUCUGUUCUUAAACACUUUGGUUGUGUAUGAGACCUGGUGGUGUCAUUUUACUUCCAGCUUUGUUGUGCUACACAACGUGUCUUUUUUUCUCGUCCAUUUUAACGACAACUGACAUCGCAGACAAAGUGAGAAUUGUCAGUUCCAUCCUCGGAACUGCUGAAAGAUUGCAGUUCUUGCCGACUCUCUACAAUAGAAUUCAUUGUCUGCUUUGAAGCGCUGCAGUCAUGACGCACGUGUAUUAGAAUGCAGUGCAUUAGAAACACAAGAAAGCUUUCUGUGUGGUAAAAUGACAGUUUUCCUUUUCUGUAUUUUAUCGCAAAGCAUUGGCUAGGAACCAAUAGGGCCAAGAUGAAAGCGCUAUAUUCCACAUUGCUGUAUAGAAAACCACUGCUGUGAAACUAUAAUCGUGGAGUUGCAAAGAAAAUGAAAGCUAAUUUAACCGGCACAUUUAGGACAGAAAUUACGGUUGUCAAGAUUUUUGGGUUGUACAAUGUUUUAGUUCAAAUCAUUUUUUUUUUUUGCAAGUUGGCUACGAGGAUUGGGAGGUGGGUGGGGAGCAAGCAAUAAUCUUGCCCUGUUUCUUGUUGCUGCAUAGAACAGUUAUCACAAUUUUAACUCCAUAGUUGCUUGUGGUGCUAAAGGUGCAGGCGUUGCGUGUUGACAGAGUUUAUGGGUAUUCCCUUGAAAUUUCUCCAUCUUCCUGUCUACAAGUUGUCCCUCCAUGCACAUGUACAGUCGGCCACAAAAUGUCACGAGACACUGGUUCCUCUGACAGGUGUGAAUUUCUACUUUGUUAAGAUAAAAUUAGGUGGAGCUGUAUCGAUAAGCUGGGCUUCUACAAUACGGACAGUGCCACUCUCAUGGCGAAAGCAGAUUUGGCAAAAGAAAAGGCACACGAAGGCACGAUGGGUGAUGACGGUGCCUUCGUGUUCCCCCACCAGCUCAUCAUGUGAUGUAGAUUUUGAGGGUGUUUGUGCUCGGGCCUAGUUAAUCGUUUGCCAACGAAUGUGGACUACACUGUAUUCUAAAAGAGCCAAAGUCUGCGCUUGGCAAGAUUAAAAAAACUUUCGCUAUUGCCAUUGUUUGCUCCCCCCCCUCCCCUCCUCGGAGUGUUCUUUAUUACAGGGUCUCUUACAUUUAAAGAUGUCUGUGCAGAGACAAUUGCCCGUGUUGUACCUACUACUGGAACCGCUGAACACUCUUGAUAGCAUUAUUUCCGCAGUUUACUGUGGCCUUGAUUUCAAGGUAGCAUAAAUGUAUUGUGAUGUUUCCUGUUCCUUUUAGUCUUAGUUAUUUAUCGGUAAUUAAUGAAGCAUACAGUUUUGUUGGCUGAUGUUAAAUAUGUAGUUGGUUGUGCAUAGGUCAGUUCCUAAGAUAAUGAACAUUUCACUUCUGUUGUUUGAGGCUACGAUGUAAAAAAAUUGCAUAAUAUAUUGUCUCUAAGGCUUGAUUAGUAAGCUUAGAGUAAGUAAAUGAAAUGUUAGAAGGCAGCUUUUCUAUCUGACCAUUAUUAGCUAUAUUACAGCCCAUUACAUGUGGCAGAAAAUCAUCAUUAGCCUAUUUUAUGUCCACUGCAGGACGAAAGCCUCUCCCUGCACUCUCCAAUUACCCCCUGUCCUGCGCCUACCUAUUACAAUUACACCUGCGAAUUUCCUCAUUUCAUCAGCCCACCUAGUUUUCUGCUGUCCUUGACUGCACUUCCCUACUCUUGGCACUCAUUUUGUAACUCUAUUGGUCAACCGGUCAUCUAACCUACGCAUUACAUGGCCUGCCCAGCUCUAUUUUUUUUUCUCUUCAUGUCAACUAGAAUAUUGACUAUCCCCAUUUGCUCUCUGACCCACACUGCUCUCUUACUGUCUCUUAACGUUAUGCCUAACAGUCUUCAUUCCAUCGCUCUUUGUGCGGCCCUUAACUUGCUCUUGAGCGUCUUCGUCAACCUCAAGCUUCUACCCCAUAUAUUAGAACGGGUAGAAUGCAUUGAUUGUACACCUUUCUUUUCAAUGAUAGCAGUAAGCUGCCAGUCGGGAUCUGGCAAUGUCUGCCGUAGUGGCAGAAAAUGUGGCAAUAUAACUGGUGAAAACAGAAAGGUGCUUCAAACGUUUCGUUUUUUACUCUUUAUUAGAGGUGGGUGAAUAACAUUUUUUGAAUAUGAAUAGGAAGUAUUGAUUGAAUGUUGAAUAGUGAAAUGCAAAUGCAUAUACCUAUUUACAGAAGGAACGUUUGUUCCUGUAGAACUAAGUACCACAUCUGACUGGUCCAAAAAAAAGACUGCCAGCUAUCAGGGACAAAGAAUAUGGCUUAAACAAAAGACCACUAAUUGUCAUUAAAAGACUGAACGACAUCUUUAGGGCUUGGUUACAAACAGGCCUUGCAAGAAUGAAUGGCUGCUGUAUGAAGUGGAGAUUCAUGAAACUGCUAAAUAAAUUGUUGCAGAAAAGCGAUCACAAGUUAUAGAAAAAAAAAAAAGAAAGCUGCUGAUGGACUUCUUUGCCACAAACACAUGUAAAAGGGCCUGCUGCAAGGAAAACAUCGGUAAUCGUCAUGUAAAAGAUCGAAAUGCGGCUUGACCAGCCCGACAGAAACACCAGAUUACUUGCUACGUGCAGAACUCUUAUGUUGUCAUGCAAGCUUGUGCCUCAAAAACAAAACUGUGUUAGCAGACAAAGAAGAGUAAGAAAACAUCAGUAGUCGUUUGUUGCAAAAUAUUCAGUUAGUUUUGGAUAUUCAGAAACAGUUCCUUUCUGAAUACGAAUGGUCGGUGAGCGAUAGUCGGUUCAUGUUUGAAACUUCAAAUAUUCACCCGCCUCUCCUCUUUAGGCUUGGAAAUACUUUACCUUGGGAAUAUUUUAUCCUUUCUUUUUAUAUUGUGACCUGAAAUAAUGGAAGAGUAAUGUCAUCUUGGAAACAAAUUGACUUACGAAAAAAAGUUGCCUAAUCGUCAAUCAUCAGUUGCCAAUCAAGUUAAGUUAAAGAAAGAGUGAAGCUUCAUCAGUAUUGACAGAAAAAAGUCUCAACACCAGCGCCUACACAGUUAAGCCGAUGCAUUCAGAUUUUCUUUUUUCCCUCAGUGUGUUAUAUUUAGCCAUUACAUCUUGUUGGCCAACGUUUGUGGGGUGUACCUUUGACAAGUACCGGGUACAAUGCAUUGGAAAUUUGCUGGGAGUACAUGGAAGUGGGUAACAUGGACACUCAUGCCAAAUUACUGAUUUUUUUUUAGAGAGGCGUGAAUCUCGUCGGAGGCUUGUUCGUCAUUGACAGUCAAUGAAUAUAGCAAAAUUUUUGGCUGUUUGGAACUGGCGUUAACCACUAAAGAAUGUAAAACUACAGGUUCAAGCCUCAUAACAACAACAACGAAAUGCAGCAUCACAUAGCGCUCAUGCAUGAUGCAGUGCUGUUGUUGCGUAAUUGUGAUUUUCAACUCGUAUUUUUAAUUGUCUUUCAGCAACAAUGCCCAAGAUGAGAUUAAAAAGUGAUGGCACUGCCAAGGCUUCACGCGUUUCCAUGCCAAUGCAGCGUUUUAGUCCCGAGACCCAUGCAAUGCCAUUACCGUAUAAGCCGUGAUGAUGGAAACAUGCACAGGAAUCGCAAAUUAAAGAAGUUACUACUGACACGCAUUUUUCAAGUCACAGAAGCCCUACUGCACACUUGGAAAUUAUGUGCUGUGAAGGUCGGAAAGUGUAAGAUACUUAAAUUUGAUACUGAAGUCGGUCUCUAAAUGAUUACUGGUACCAUUGACGUUCUCGUGAUGUGACACGAAGCCAAAAUUUUUUAUUCUUGCGUAGCAAUAAUGGCUAAGUACAAAAACAAGUUGCCCAUAAAAGAAAUUAAACGAGAGUGUUGUGUGCA